AUGAAGAAUUUUGAGUAUAUUCGUGUGGUGUAUUGGGAGUGUGAAUCGUUAGUGAAUGAGUCUUUAGGAGUUCCUAAAAUAUUGCGAAACGUCUCAGAAAUAGGUACGAAUGCGACGACGACCAAAAGAGCUUCGUCUCGAAACGCUCGUCAAUUAGUGAGCAAAUGGUGCGAAGGACUCGCAGGUAAACCACGACACGCGAAAUGGAACCACGUCAAGAAAUGGUCUUCGAAGAAUGUACCAACAACCGACAAAGCUAGAAAAUCAAGAAUAACCAACGUGCAUUGUCCAAAAUGUGGCAAAUUUUAUAAAUGUCGAAGUAGUCUCAGUAGCCAUGCCAAGUUCGAGUGUGGAUCUAGGAGUACGAUUUUGACGACUACUUUUGUCAGUACUAAUAGUCCGUAUACGUAUUGCUCGAUUCCUGUGAUGUCAGAUUAUAAAGCCGUCGUGUUACCUCAACAUAUCUGCGAAAAUUGCGGCAAACAUUAUAAAUAUAAUCAAAAUUUGAAACGACAUAUAAAAUACGAAUGCGGAAAAGCGCCGAAACUCAAGUGCCCCGAAUGCGAUUACGUUACGUUUUAUAAAUACGAUUUAUUAAAUCAUAGCCUUCUUCAUAGUUGUAACCAAUGCGGAAAAGUGUACCGGUAUAAUCGAAGCUUGCAGAGGCAUUUGAAAUUCGAAUGUGGUAAAGUUCCAAGCUUCUGUUGUCCGGUGUCGAGUUGUCGUUACAGAGCCAAACAGAAGAGCAAUUUGAUGAGCCAUAUUUGCAAUAAACAUUCCAAACUGGCUAUCCAAAUAAAUGAUUUACAUUUAGCGUACUAA
Messenger RNA from Planococcus citri (citrus mealybug), 822 nucleotides. RefSeq names its product zinc finger protein 626-like. The coding region runs from base 1 to 822 and encodes 273 amino acids. The transcript is spliced from 4 exons. The record is from RefSeq and is a predicted model, not a curated record. Gene Ontology annotation, molecular function: DNA-binding transcription factor activity, RNA polymerase II-specific; RNA polymerase II transcription regulatory region sequence-specific DNA binding. Gene Ontology annotation, cellular component: nucleus. Gene Ontology annotation, biological process: regulation of transcription by RNA polymerase II. NCBI's taxonomy places the organism in Eukaryota, Metazoa, Arthropoda, Insecta, Hemiptera, Pseudococcidae.